Messenger RNA from Cydia strobilella, 719 nucleotides. RefSeq lists its product as uncharacterized. The coding region runs from base 75 to 659 and encodes 194 amino acids. NCBI's taxonomy places the organism in Eukaryota, Metazoa, Arthropoda, Insecta, Lepidoptera, Tortricidae. The record is from RefSeq and is a predicted model, not a curated record. The transcript has 2 exons.
GCACUUAUUUUCCUCAAUGAUUGAAUAGUCGUGCUUAUAAUGUACCUACCUAUAGGCGCACUACUUCUAUAGAUAUGCAUUUCGCCAUAUUUUGCUUAUUUGCAAUAUCAGCAACUAUACAAGCCGGCCCCCUCCCCAAACUACGCUACCGUCCCCCCAGAUGGUCCAGACUGCGCCCUAUCAAAAUACUACAAACAUCAAAAGAGGCGUUCCAUAUCCCAGAAUCCAGAAGAUUCGACACAAUCGUACACUUUGAAGAGCCAGAUUUAAACAGUAGAAAAUCAUUUGAUAAAGAACGAGAUGAGGAUGGGACAAUUAAUAACAUAGGAAUAGAGGAUAAUGAUAGAAGAUCAUUGGGGAAAAACGAACUAGUUAAAGGUGAUAAAUUAAGAUCGUUAUUUGGGAAUGAUAAUGAAAUUGAUGAUAAUUAUAUAAGAUCGAUAUUUGGGAAAAAUGAUUUUAUACAUUUGACGAAAAGUAAAAAGAAGCAUAAUAAUUUGCUGAACAUCGUGGAGCAGUUAGUUGAGGACGAGGACGAGCCGAGCGAUCAGGAUGGCCGUGGUGUUAUGGAGGAUUCUUUAGGAUUAAAAAGAGGGCUUAGGCGGCAAGGGGGACUCCCACUUAAAUUGGUUUACGAGUUCAAUGAAUUGGUUAAUUAAAUAAGUUGAAUGUAUUUUGGUAAAUAUAUUGAAAAGAGAAAAAAAUGUGUGUGUAUUUUC